AUGAGCACAUUUGACAAAAUAUAUCGUAGUGUAAUGCCAUUAAAAUUUUUUAGCGAAGGAUGGGGUCCUCCCGAUACGUUGAUAAAGUUGAUAGAAAAUAUGAAAAUUGUGACUAAUCGAGAUAAAUUUUGUUCAGUGAACAUCAGAACAGACAUUCAUAUUGAUAAAAAAACCGAGGACAAAAGCACUAUACAGAUCGAAGGAUCAUUCAUAUCUCCAUUUGAUUCAGUCAUAUCUAAUGCACUAAAAGGUGAUAACAGAAUCGCAAGGUUUCAAAUGAUCAUCCCUAGGAAGUGGUCUACAAGCUAUCGCGCAGUUUGUAUACACUUUUCUGGCACCGGUGAUCAAAACUAUUAUAGGAGGAGAGUUUUUCUCGCCAGUAGUUUAAUAAAGGACGGAAUAGCGUCCAUCAUCUUGAUGCAUCCGUUCUACUCUAAGCGCAAACCCGAUGAGCAGCAAGGUUCUGGUCUGAAUUCUGUUUCUGACCUUUUCAUCAUGGGUGGAGCUUUGAUUAUGGAAUGCAGCGCAUUGCUGAAAUGGUGUGAACAUAAUGGCUACGGACCGUUUGCACUUCACGGAAUUUCAAUGGGUGGUUAUAUGUCAGCCCUGUGUGCAACCGUUUGGCCGAAACCUAUUUCACUAAUUCCUUGUUUGUCUUGGACUUCAGCAUCAUGCGUGUUUUUGGAGGGUAUUCUAUCGAAUACAGUAAAUUGGUCUGUAUUAACAAAACAAUAUUAUUCUGAUUCUGCAUAUUCUGAUGUAAUCCGACCUCAGAUUCAACCAGCUGUCCCAGAAUUCUGUAAAGUAACUGAUGAAACUUCUAAUGAUACUUUGGAUGAUUAUCUACAAAAUUCACCAAGAAUACCCAUUUCAAUAAACUCUUUACAUUCAAAACACUCAGAUACUGUAAAUGUUGCUCCUUUGGCUACAUUCACAAAACAAUCAGAUUCACGUUUACAUCCUAUUAAAAGACAUUCUUUAAAAUCAUCACUCUCGAGUUUUCAAGUUCGUGAUCUAUUGUCUCAGUUUAUUAAUACAUCUAAUUCAGCCUCCCAGUUAUCGUCAUCCCAUCCGAAUACACACAUAUUUACUGUUGCUCAAAAGUUUCUUCCCAGCACUAUGUACACUGGUUUUCCAAAUUUUUUGUCUUCGUUUAAUUUCAAUAGAGUUUUUCGUUUCCAGUCAAAUAGUUCUCGAUGGCAUAAACAAAUCCCGUCAUUUCCACGUGUGUCUUCGCCAAGUGUUAGUUUUUCGCGUACAAAUCUAUCACCAGAUCUGGAAGUUCGACAAUUUCUUCGUGAUCUUCUGGAUUAUUUUACUCAUUUAGGAAAUUUUUCUCCAGUAAUAGAUUCUCGACUUGUUCUAUCGGUUGCAGCCGAAUAUGAUGCAUAUGUUCCGAGAGGUAGUGUUUGUUCACUGAAAAAAGUAUAUCCUAAUGGUGAAAUUCGUUUUUUGCCACAAUCUGGUCAUGUUGGUGCUUAUGUGAAAAAUUCUAUUUGGACAAAUGAUUUCAGAAAAGCAAUAAGUGAUUGUUUAAAUCAACAAGUACAGUUAUAUCAUCAUGAACCUGGACCAUUUGGCCGAAUUAACACAACUCGUUAUUCACGGACUCAGUGAAAAGCAUUAGCUGUAUUUUGUGCUGCCCAAGGACUUCAUGGAGUAUUGCUUUGAAUCCCUAAAUAUUCUUCAAUGGUAGAGACUCCAUCAAAGCUAAUAAAUGGAAGAAUUCUUCGUUCGAAUAUGAAGUGUUUUGAGUUUGUAAAAGUUACAUAUCGUGAAAACGACCUUCGACCAGCCAUGGAGAUUGUGGUGAAGAAUGUCAGUAAAUUUAUGGUGCGAAUUCUAGAUAUCAAUGAUUUGAGUGUACACAACCGAUAUGUUGAUCAAAUACAAUUCCAGAAACUGGGUGAGUCUGUUCCAAUUUCGAUUAGUUAUGUUGGAUCCAUUUUGCAAGUGAA
Molecule: messenger RNA, 1958 nt
Organism: Schistosoma rodhaini
Lineage: Eukaryota; Metazoa; Platyhelminthes; Trematoda; Strigeidida; Schistosomatidae
Source: the annotation of a GenBank genome assembly